Molecule: messenger RNA, 1266 nt
Organism: Zasmidium cellare ATCC 36951
Lineage: Eukaryota; Fungi; Ascomycota; Dothideomycetes; Mycosphaerellales; Mycosphaerellaceae
Exons: 1
Coding region: 1-1266 (421 amino acids)
Biological process (GO): mitotic cell cycle phase transition; regulation of cyclin-dependent protein serine/threonine kinase activity
Cellular component (GO): nucleus; cyclin-dependent protein kinase holoenzyme complex; centrosome
Molecular function (GO): cyclin-dependent protein serine/threonine kinase regulator activity
Source: RefSeq, a predicted model, not a curated record
AUGGCCUACCAACCACAUCUUCAGCAGCUUCCGGCACCAAGGCCUUUUCCGGCAUUCGGAUAUUGCGACUCCUACUUUGUAGAGAACCACGACGACGACGAUGGCGUCUAUGCACGUGCCUCUGCAGAACGUGAGCGUGUUCGAAACGUCGCCAAGCUCCGGCAAAAGGCACUCGGUGAGGAGCUCUCGCGUUCAACAGCCGAAGAAUACCAAGAAGACGUACUCGACCACAUGGAGCACAUGGAAGCCGAGACGAUGCCCGAUAUUCAGUCCAUCGAGAUCCAGACCGAGAUCCAAUGGUUUAUGAGGCCAUAUCUCCUGGACUUCCUGCUCGAGGCCCAUCAUGCUUUCCAGCUACUGCCGGAGACGCUUCACUUGGCAGUCAACUUGCUCGACCGAUACUGCUCGAAACGUGUGGUGUAUAAGAGACACUAUCAGCUUGUCGGUUGUGCUGCUCUCCUCAUUGCCGCGAAGUAUGGCGACCGCAAGGAACGAGUGCCCACCAUCAGAGAGCUCAAGUCGAUGUGCUGUUCAUUAUACGAUGAUGAUAUGUUCACACAGAUGGAGUGGCACGUUCUGCAGACCCUCAACUGGGUUAUUGGUCACCCAACCAUCACCAGCUUUCUGCAACUCGCCUUGACAGAAGUCGCCUUCGAUCCAGAGUUGGAGCACAUGUCGUGGUACAUCUCGGAACUGGCCCUGUACCACAAGGAGUUCAUCCCAGUACGACCGUCGGUCAUGGCUCGAUCUUGCCUCGCAUUGGCACGAUGCAUCCUCGCACGGCAACAGUCACGGUACGAAGACUGGUCUGCAAGAUACGACCCUCAAGUGGUCUUGAACCUCUCAAACCACCUCGGUCAUCCAUCACAGGCACUUUUGAGGAAGUACUCGUCACCUCAUCUCUCAUCAGCAUCGACGACCAUCGAAAUGUUCCUCAAGCACCAAGCCAUGCUUGCUCGACAGGUGGCCCAGCCAUCAGUGAAUGAACUGCCUCGCAUGGACAUCGACUCGGUGCCAUCCACCUACCUCACGCCGCAGACGCCACAAAAGCCUGGCUACACUGCUGGCGUGCAAAUACACGGCAUGCUGACGCCCCCAAUCACGCCGGACAAGGAUCAAGUGAUCGCAGUCAAUCCGAGCUACGGGGCUGGCUUACCGCGGGUAGUGCCUCAGUGCACACCCACGCCGCCACCAACUGGAGAGCAACACAUCAGCUUCCCAGUACCUCCACAGCAGUAUAUGCCACAACCGCAGUUCGUCCAAUAG